Messenger RNA from Pocillopora meandrina, 441 nucleotides. The record is from the annotation of a GenBank genome assembly. Lineage: Eukaryota; Metazoa; Cnidaria; Anthozoa; Scleractinia; Pocilloporidae.
AUGAAUAAAACAGCCCCAUUCAACAACUUAGAGAACGCAAAACUGCGAGAGUUCGCUGACCUCUGCACGGACAUGGAGAGCCAAAUGAGCUAUCUGCCCGGCCUUGCUUGCCUAAUCUUUCCUAAUGCAAUACAACUAAUUCCUGAAAGGCUGCCCCUAUUUUUAUGUCAAAAAUGGGAGAAAGAAAUCUCUAAACACACGGAGUGCUUAGCCUUCCAUGCUAAAUCUCUUGAUGAGGGGACCGAAUGGCUUCUUGCAGCCGGACUUUGCUACUGCUGCCUGUCAAAGGGACACAUGGCCAGUGACUGUAAGGAGAACAUAGAGUGCAGCAUAUGCAAGGACAAAGUCAUGCAGCUCUCCUUCACAGAGAGAGAACAAGGCCCCCUACCCAAGGUGGAGAAGCCAUUGACUCAAAAUGCAGAUCGAUGUGUCAUGCUAUAG